This is a messenger RNA of Plasmodium cynomolgi strain B, 492 nucleotides long. Its product is annotated as ribosomal protein L35. Gene Ontology annotation, cellular component: large ribosomal subunit; ribosome. Gene Ontology annotation, molecular function: structural constituent of ribosome. The annotation marks the transcript as partial. The transcript has a single exon. Gene Ontology annotation, biological process: translation. The record is from RefSeq and is a predicted model, not a curated record. Lineage: Eukaryota; Apicomplexa; Aconoidasida; Haemosporida; Plasmodiidae.
AUGACGUGCUGCGUCCUCAUUUUUAUCGUGUUGCUCCUCGUGCUCCGAAUUGGCGACUCAGAAAAAGUCCCCCACGACGGAAGAAAUGAAAGACCGCUCCUAGCUAGUGCUAUCCUCAGGAACAGCUUGAAAAAAAAAAGAGGUACCCAUAAGUAUACAUUGACAAAUAAAUACAUAGGCACACACAAAUGUGUAAAUAAAAAACGAACACACAUAAAGGCGACGCUAUUUCUACUCGCACCACAUGGAUUACAAAAGAGCAACUUCCGUUUCUCCAAUCUGUACGUUCGUGGGAACACAAACGUGAAACCCAAAACGAACAAGUCAAUUGCGAAGCGAUUUAAAAUAACAAAAAAUGGAAAGCUGAUACGAAAAAAAGCGGGAAGGAAUCACAUGCUGAGGAAGAAAACAUCGUCCAAUAAAGCGUCCCUGCGGAAGACGACUACCAUCGCCUCCAACCGCAUUGCGAAGAAGUACAAGAGCGCCAUUCAU